AUGCCUUUUUGGAAAGCAAACACCACUCAACGAUCUUCUCCUUCAAAAGUUCGAGCAGGCAAGGGUUCCCGAGUAGUAAAGUCUUUGCUUCCUGGUCUUUUUACUGCUUUCGCAGUCUCAGCUGUGGCGAUUACUUUAGCUGGGGAGGAGCCACAUCUGCUGGCCGAGGCCCCUCUUGAACCUGAAGUUCAUGAGGAGGAAGUCAUCGCGAAGAAGACAGUUUUCAAGCUAGAUGAAAUUCGCAAACAUGGCCCAGAUUCCGAUCGGCCAUGGAUCAUGAAAGGAAGCAAGGUGUACGAUAUCACAGACUGGAUUGAAUGUCACCCAGGUGGAAAAGUGGUCUUACGGGCAGCUGGAUCGGCAGUUGAGCCCUAUUGGGACAUAUUUACCAUCCACAAAAAGGAAGAUGUAUAUCAGGUUUUGGAGCAGUAUCUUAUUGGGCAUGUGGACCCGUCCGAUCUUGUUGAUGGAGAGGUACCCAAGAGCUCGAUCGAAGAUCCAUUUGCAAAUGAACCUGCUCGAGACCCUUCCCUGGUCACUUUGACAGAUCGACCAUGCAAUGCCGAGUCACCACUGUCCGAAUUAACAUCUUUCAUCACCAAGACGGCCGUAUUUUAUGUUCGACACCACUUUUGGGUUCCAUUAGUUGGAAAAGAUUCAUAUAGAAUGACCAUCGAUAUCGGAGACGGGUCUGAUGAAAAGAUCUACACGCUUGAUGAUCUACGGAGCAAGUUCCCACAGCAUACCAUCACUGCUACCCUGCAAUGCUCAGGUAAUAGACGUGCGCAUAUGAACAAAGGCUCUGGACGUGAUACGAGUGGCCUUAAAUGGGGAGCGGGCGCUAUUAGCAAUGCAGAGUGGCGUGGUCCUCUUCUUCGUGACGUACUUAUGGACGCAGGACUGGAUAUUGCAAAGCUAUCAGAGGAUUUACAACAUGUUGAAUUCUAUGGUGAGGACACAUACAGUACAUCUGUACCACUGGACAAAGUUCUUGAUCCACGGCAAGACGUGUUACUUGCAUGCGAGAUGAAUCGAGAAGUUAUAUCCCCAGAUCAUGGGUAUCCAGUUAGAGUGCUGGUACCCGGGAGCACUGCAGCACGUAGCGUGAAAUGGGUCAGCCGUAUCUCCAUAUUGGAGGACGAGAGUCAGUCACAAUGGCAGCAGCGAGACUAUAAAGGAUUUGGACCUAAUGAGAUGCGUGAAACCGUUGAUUGGGACAAUGCUCCUUGUAUCCAAGACACACCCGUGCAAUCGGCAAUCACAGGCAUCCGACCAGAUAAGUGCACUGACGGCUCCGAUUCGAUAGUAUUAGAGGGUUAUGCAUUUUCGGGGGGAGGGCGCAAAGUCGUCCGCGUUGACAUCAGCCUUGAUAAUGGCCAAACCUGGAGUCAAGCUAAGCUCAUGCCAGAUAUCCCCAAGGGCCACAAGUCAUGGAGCUGGUCUUUAUGGACAUACCAGUGCCUCCGACCUCCCGCUGGAAGCUACGUCGUCGUCAAGGCCGUUGACGAGGCAUACAAUUCUCAGCCCGAUUCCCAUGGACCAAUUUGGAAUUUUCGUGGGGUUUUAGCAAAUGCGUGGCAUCGUGUCCGGAUUGAAAGUAUCGGAUAA
Molecule: messenger RNA, 1608 nt
Organism: Penicillium angulare
Lineage: Eukaryota; Fungi; Ascomycota; Eurotiomycetes; Eurotiales; Aspergillaceae
Exons: 1
Coding region: 1-1608 (535 amino acids)
Cellular component (GO): mitochondrion
Molecular function (GO): oxidoreductase activity; molybdenum ion binding
Source: RefSeq, a predicted model, not a curated record